Morus notabilis is the source of this 2717-nucleotide messenger RNA. Its product is annotated as subtilisin-like protease SBT1.4. The transcript has a single exon. Gene Ontology annotation, biological process: proteolysis. The record is from RefSeq and is a predicted model, not a curated record. Lineage: Eukaryota; Viridiplantae; Streptophyta; Magnoliopsida; Rosales; Moraceae. The coding region runs from base 71 to 2440 and encodes 789 amino acids. Gene Ontology annotation, molecular function: serine-type endopeptidase activity.
UAUAUGUCCAAGAAAUCCAUGCCAUUGUCCACCAAUUUCCCAGCAAAUUAAACACAACUAUACCAGUGUCAUGGCUACAACAUUUGAUCAUCCAAAUUCUUUCAUUGCCAUUUUCCUCUUUUUCUGUCUUAUCCAAAUAACCUUUUCGAACCCGUUAUCAGAUGAUUCAGAUCAUCCAAUGACAUUCAUUGUUCACAUGACAAAACAACACAAACCACUUCUCUUCACCUCUCAAUUCCACUGGUACAAUUCCAUCAUAAAAUCUCUACCUAUUUCUCGUCACCCUUCCAUGCUCCUAUACACAUAUGAGAGAGUUGCUAAUGGCUUUGCCGUAAGCCUUACUCCUUCCCAAGCUGCAAAGCUUGAAGAUAUUCCUGGAGUUCUUUCUGUCAUGCCUGACGAAGCCCAAGAACUGCAUAUCACACAUACAUACCGAUUUUUAGGACUCUCCCCCGACUCCGGUCUUUGGCCUUCUUCCAACUACGGCGAAGACAUCAUCAUCGGAGUUUUUGAUACCGGGAUUUGGCCCGAGCACCGGAGCUUCUCCGAUGCAGGAUUGUCUCCGGUUCCAUCCAGUUGGAAAGGCACAUGCGAGACAUGGAAUGACUUUCCAGCUUCAUCUUGUAACCGAAAAAUCAUCGGUGCAAGGUCAUUCCUUGCAGGACAUUACAUGUCUAAUUUAGCUGGAUCAACGUUAAACCUAUCAGCAAUUACAAAUUCCCCAAGAGACACAUAUGGCCAUGGGACUCAUACGACUUCAACGGCUGCAGGAUCCGUGGUCUCAAACGCAAGCUUUUAUGGGUACGCCAAAGGGGAAGCCAUAGGCAUCGCCACGAAAGCUCGCAUAGCCGUGUACAAAGUUUGCGCGACGAAAAAAGUGUGCAGAGUUGCUGACAUCUUGGCCGGAAUGGACCAAGCGGUUGCCGAUGGAGUCGACAUAAUAUCCAUGUCCUUAUCUGGAGGAACUAAGCCGUACUAUCGAGAUAAUAUAGCUAUUGCGACAUUUGGUGCUAUGCAACACGGUAUUCUAGUAUCCGUCUCUGGAGGAAACCAGGGACCUACGCGCUCUACCGUCAACCAUCUCCCUCCUUGGGUACUUACCGUCGGCGCUUCCAGCGUCGAUAGGGAGUUUCGUGCUGACGUGGUUCUCGGCGAUAAUAGAACUUUUCUCGGAGCAUCCCUCUAUCCUGGACCUUUUUUCCCAUUCACCGAUCAGUAUGAACUAGUCUACGGAGGCGAUUUUGGGAAUGUCUUUUGCAAAGUCGGCCAAUUCAACAAGCAAGACCAACUGGCUGGCAAAAUCAUUGUUUGUGAACAAGGGGAUACUAGUAGUAGCGAUAUGGCGUAUGCGGUGGCAAAUGUUACCGGCCGUGGAGCGAUAAUAUUGAAUAACAGAAAGUACGGGGAAGAGCUUCGAGCUGAGCAACACCGUUGGCCAGCAACUCGGGUGAGUAUGACUGAUGGAAAUGAAAUAAAAAGGUACCUCCAAUCGAGCGAAAAUCCUACUGCAAACAUUUUGUUCCGUGGAACCGUGAAUGGGAGUACUUUUCCUCCUGCUCCAAAAGUUGCUACCUUUUCUAGCCGUGGCCCGAACCCGCUCACGCCUCAAAUUCUCAAACCCGACGUUAUAGCUCCGGGUCUCAACAUCUUAGCUGCUUGGACUAAUGCCACCGGUCCGCGGGGGGGUAACGAUCCCAGACGUGUUGAGUUCAAUGUAAUCUCAGGAACUUCAAUGGCUUGUCCACACGUCAGUGGUAUCAGUGCUUUGCUUAAAAAGGCCUACCCUAGUUGGUCACCGGCUGCUAUAAAAUCUGCCCUCAUGACAACUGCUUACAAUCUUGAUAAUUCUGGGCAGAGAUUAAAAGAUCUCGCAACGGGGAAGACGUCGACGCCUUUUGCUCAUGGCUCUGGUCAUGUGGACCCGAGUAGAGCUCUUGAUCCGGGUUUGAUAUAUGACAUGAGUGUCACUGAUUAUGUCGGGUUCCUUUGCUCUAUUGGCUAUAGUUCAAAACUUAUAAGUAUAUUUUUUACACAAACGGUUAGUCCGAAAAUUUGUGAAGAGACGUAUGCCGCACUUGGGGCUAGAGUUACACCCGGGGAUCUAAACCUUCCAUCGUUUUCCGUGGUUUUCAAGAAUGAUCAAGUAGAGACAGUAAAGUAUAGGAGAACUGUUACAAAUGUGGGAACCAAUGUCGACGCCGUUUAUUCUGCGACCGGGGUUCAACCUGCUGGUGUUAAAAUCACUGUCUCACCAAAGAAGCUUGUGUUCGACGCAAAUAAUCUGACACAAACAUAUGAGAUUACAUUCUCGCCGACUGGUGGGCACGGUAAGCUCGCGAGAUUUGGUUGGAUUCAGUGGAGCGACGGGAUUCAUAGUGUCAGGAGCACAAUUGCUUUUAGUUGGGUUCGUGCAACUACCGACAAUGUGGCUUCCAUAUGAUGAACUCUAUGAUUUGCGCCCUCGAACAUGAAGUUGGUUGUGAUUUUCGGGCUUGUUCAUAAAGAAUUACAUAUUCAUCAAGUUUGUUUCACGUUAAAUAUCUAGUACUUAUCGAAAAAUAACUCGGAGCUGCACUACUAGUAUGCUCCGGCCUAUAUUAAUUCCAAGGGAAUUGAUGAAAGCACUUAAGACUGUGUCGUAUUAAUGUUGUUAAAUCUUUCGAUGGUUUUUCCUUCUUUGCUGUCGUUGGUGUUUUUACUGGUUUAAUUUUCGAACU